This is a messenger RNA of Lactuca sativa (garden lettuce), 2225 nucleotides long. Lineage: Eukaryota; Viridiplantae; Streptophyta; Magnoliopsida; Asterales; Asteraceae. The record is from RefSeq and is a predicted model, not a curated record.
UCUUUAAAGGUAUUAUGUUAUCCCUUAUUUAGACUAAUUGUUCCAAAGCUUCUUCCCAAAAGAAUUCCCAUUAUCUCUAUCCUCUCUUUUGAUGAAAAGUUCCUCCACUCAAAUAAACCUUAUGCUUUACAAAUUAAGCAAAAUGAUGGAGAUGGAUUAAUGUGUGAUUUUUUUGGAUUUUUCUUGGAUUUUCGGCUAUUUUUUGUUGAUUUUAAACAGGCUUUUUAACAUGUUUCUGUCCAGUCGGUUCCACCAAAUGGGACAAUGUGUCAUCGUUUGAAAAGUCACCUCUUCACCUCCACGCUUCCCUACUUUCUCAGUACACUACUACCUCCAUCACUUCUCUUUACCCAACAACCCAAUAUACCGACGUUUGCCCAUUUCGUCAGCGCUCCUCUGUAAUUGAUCAAUAGAUGGUUUUUUUUUGCAAGAUAAGAAACAUAAUUGUUGUUUCAUAUUGAUGCAAUAACUCCAUACCACCUGUUUUCUAAGAACUGUUUGCUCCCCACAUUCUAAUUUAGGUUUCAAUAACUGAUAAUCCAUCUACCUCAAUCAUUGGAUUAACAAGCAGCUUUAAAGGGUCCUGAAGUCAUAAGGGUUUUGAAAUUUCUAACUGGAAAGAAAUCUAUAAUCUGAAACCUCUUUGUUAUAACGAUUCCCCCUUUGUAUAUUCAUCAUCAACAAAGAUCCUCUAGGUUUGUUUUCUGAUAUCCUUUUUGUGUUUUAUGUCUCUAAAAAAUAUUGUUAAUGGUUCCAAAAAUUAGAUUUUAAUUUUAUUGCAUUUCAUAAAAGGAAAAUAAAAAACAAAAUAUACUUGUUGUUUGAAUUUUUGUGUCGCUGCAUCUUCUUACCCCAACUAGCUCUUCGGUUUUAGCUUUUUUCCAGCUUUUAAAAAUAAUAUGGGGGAUCAUUCUGUUAUUUCGGGAAGAAAACGAGGCCCUCUAGGUUCAACCGAUAGAUAUGGAGAUAAGAAACAUAAAGCCAUAAUUAUGCUCAACUCAGAAAAAGAAGUAACGAAUGAUAAAACUGGAAAUACAAAUAUUGUCCUAGGAGAUGUAUACCACCGGAAGUAGUAUAGAAGAGAAGUCAUUAUAAGAUGGAGGGAAAAGAGAGGUAAAUGUGCUAUGAUAUGUUCUGAUUUUGUUGACAAGAGUCAAUACAGGAGAGAAGCUAUUAUAAGAUGGAAGUUAAAGAGAAAUAAUCAUACAAGUGCAUCGAAGCUUGCCAUUUCUAUUUCGGGUGACACCUCAAAAGUAUUUUUUGAUGUUUUAAUUGACAAGAAGCAAUAUAGGAAAGAAGUUAUUGAAAGAUGGAAGAAACAGAAAAGUAAACGUACACCGAGUUGUUUAGCUUAUGACAAACCAAAACGAAAUUCAACUGCUUCAGCUGAGACGUCGGCUAUUUCGGGUCCACCCUCAGAUCUACUUCUGAAUGUUUUAAUGGACACGAAGCAGUAUAGGAGAGCAACCAUUGAGAGAUGGAAGAAAAAGACAACUAAAAAUAGAGUUUUAUUGCCACCAAGUUGUUUGGCUAAUGAUAAUGCAUUAAAAAAUUCAAUUGAUGUAGGUAAGACAAAUUAUAUGAGAAGACAACUGAAUAAUAGGACAGGCAUACAUUUGUUACAACAAGUCCCCCUUGCUUCUGAUGUCCUUCCAAACUUUCACCGUUGUCGUUACUUUGAUGCUGUCAAAUUUUACUCAGAAACAACUAAUUUUUGUUGUCUAGAUGGUCGUGUUGUUUUGUCAAAUAAUGAGCUCCCACUUUUGGUGCAAGAUCUACUGACUUCAACAUCAAAAGAAGCUAUCUCAUUUAGGACAUAUAUUAUAACAUACAACAACCACUUUGCUUUUAAUUCUUUAGGGGUUACAUCAGAUAAUGAACUCGGUAAAGAAAUAAAGGAAUUUACACUUUUAGAGUUCAAGCUCAGGUUUAUCAUUUUAUAAACAACUUGUCGCCUCAAGAAAAUGAUUCCAAAAAUUUACAAUUGUACUUUCACGACACUGAUAAAGAUUUGGAAAAUUGUUUGUCGGAUUCUCCGCAGUUAUGUAUACACUUGAUUGUGAAAUGUGUUGAAUAUCUAAAAGAUAAUCCGUAUGUUCAUUCUUUUAGAAAUUUAAGGGAUGUUCCAAACUUAGAUGAAAAUAAGAUUAUUCUUAAGACUAUUAUGGGACGAGAUCAAAGGGUUUUUAAUAAACCAGAAGUUUCUCAAGUAGCUGCUAUUUGGA